CAUGCUGGCGGAUGUGACGACCAACAGCUUCCCCAACGGUCAUACAGGAACAUGGGAGCAUCCUCCUCUGGCUGGACACGCUGGCGAUGUUGGCGAUGGAACUUGGGGUGGUACCAACCCUGUCCUGACCUGGGGGUGGAAGGGAGGACAGAAGGACAGCGGGGUCUACGACAAUGUUCUCCCGGAUCCGGACCAUCACACGUGGGCUCCUGCCAGCACACCUGUGGAUCCUACUCAGUACCAAAAGGAAUGGCUAGGAAACAUCAUCAACAUCUACUGAUUGACGAUUGCAACUGCAAGGUCCAUGUUGCAGAGAUCAAAACUUCACUUAAUACAUAGCGAAAUCCCAUGUCAUGACAAGAGAGCAAACCUUGCUGUGGGUGUGCAAUUAAGAUAAACACUGUGAUCAAACAGC
Messenger RNA from Guillardia theta CCMP2712, 415 nucleotides. RefSeq lists its product as hypothetical. The record is from RefSeq and is a predicted model, not a curated record. The annotation marks the transcript as partial. The transcript is spliced from 5 exons. NCBI's taxonomy places the organism in Eukaryota, Cryptophyceae, Pyrenomonadales, Geminigeraceae.